This is a messenger RNA of Dryobates pubescens (Downy woodpecker), 1203 nucleotides long. RefSeq names its product mitochondrial translational initiation factor 3 (gene MTIF3). Lineage: Eukaryota; Metazoa; Chordata; Aves; Piciformes; Picidae. Gene Ontology annotation, cellular component: mitochondrion. Bases 330 to 1196 code for a protein of 288 amino acids. Gene Ontology annotation, molecular function: translation initiation factor activity; ribosome binding. Gene Ontology annotation, biological process: mitochondrial translational initiation; ribosome disassembly. The record is from RefSeq and is a predicted model, not a curated record. The transcript is spliced from 4 exons.
CGGGUUAAUUCUAAUUAUCAGUGUUUUUAUUGGAUGGUUCUGGUGAAAUGCUUUCCUUAUGUAAGAACUCUAAAUAGUUUUGAUAACUGGAGAAACACAUCUCAUUGAAAUUAGGAAUGUGCCACUGUACAUUCACUGUGGAAAAACUGGGCAAAUCAAUGGAUGCUUUAAAUACCUGAUAAGUAUGUUUGAGAUGAAGGCAGUGCUUUCACUUUGAAGCAUGUCUCAAUCAGUAGACCUUGAGCUUAAAAGACAGUGAUGACACUUUAUUUUUUUUAAGGUUACUAAAAUAGUAUUGGUGCUUAAUCCAUACAGGGCCAAGCCACAAAAUGGCAUUUGGAAAACUGAGAAACUGUACAGUUUGGGGCCAGUGCUGUGAAAAAAUGACUGCCAUUGGCAUGAUGAAACUUUUAUGUCACACAACCAGAAAUGAGAACAGGUAUGCAAAAAGAUUCUUUGGUACUCUUCUGACACAAACAUCACAAAAGAGGGUCUUGUCUCCAUUCUGGCUGGUGGUACCUGACCUUACAAAAUCAGCUGUGUUUGGACUUACUCAACCAUUUUGUACAGCUGAAAAAUCUCAAACGGCACCAAAAAGCAAAGCACAGUUUGGAAGUGUUGGGCGAAGAAUUCCCUAUCGGAUUUUGCAUGUCAUCAAUCAGGAUGGAGAGAGCUUAGGACAUAUGCACCGAGCAGAGGCACUCCAACUUAUGGAUCAGCAUAACCUGAAGCUAGUUCUUCUUCGCGAGAACGCAGAUCCUCCUGUCUACAGACUCAUGACUGGGCAGCAGAUUCACGAAGAACAGCUCAGACGCGCAGAGAAGAAAAAAGGAAGUCCAAAACCAGGGGUGGUCCAGAAGGAGUUAUCAAUUUCUUCAACUAUUGCCAAGAAUGACUUAGAGACCAAGACUAAGCAGAUAGCACAGUGGAUUGAAAAGAAAUACCAUGUUAAAAUUACCAUCCGGCAAGCAAGAGAUAGCAACACAGACAUGUUCCUGCUGUUUGAUCAAAUUUUAGAAACUGUGUCUGAGAAAGCCACUUACCUUUCCAAGCCAAAAGUUGCCAGAGAAGGAGUAAGUACCUGUGUUUUGAGACACAUGUCUGACAAAGAGUUGAAAGCAUACCAGAAGAAUAAAAACAGUACAGAAGAGAACAAGGCGAGUGAAGAUCUGAAGUCAAAUGACUUGUGUCAGUGACUCUGAG